Molecule: messenger RNA, 13109 nt
Organism: Oncorhynchus kisutch (coho salmon)
Lineage: Eukaryota; Metazoa; Chordata; Actinopteri; Salmoniformes; Salmonidae
Product: chromodomain-helicase-DNA-binding protein 5
Exons: 39
Coding region: 869-7066 (2065 amino acids)
Biological process (GO): chromatin remodeling
Cellular component (GO): nucleus; NuRD complex; chromatin
Molecular function (GO): DNA binding; histone binding; ATP-dependent chromatin remodeler activity
Source: RefSeq, a predicted model, not a curated record
AAGCGACUGCACACUUGCCAAUAACUGGAUUUCUUGUCAGUGAAAGGAAGUUUGUUGAAUGCAUGCCUUUGCUAAAUACUUUCUAAAACCUAAAGGAAAUGGACUACUAUACUUGAAAUUGCAAUUCAACCAAAUCUACUGUAGGCUACAAUGUCACGAACGAAUGCCCUCUCUCUAAUGUAGGCUAGCUGAUUAUUUACUUUGUAAUAUUCGCACUUCGGCACGCGUAGCCUACAUCAAUCAAGAUACAAUAUAGCCAAAAUUACCGCUACCUAAAAUCGAUAUAAUUAUCGUUAAACGACGUAAUUUUGGCGGUUAUUCAAACCCAGUUUGACUUAGAUUGAUUGUCUUACUGGAUACACGAUUACGUUGCAUUGAAUCCAUUUGAAACGACAUGCAAAGUGGGGACUCGCGAGGGGAUUGAAUCCCCCCACUCCCCAUACCCUGGUGUAACCUCAAUUUCUUUGGACUUGCUUGGGAAAAUGGGCAAAGCGACAGGCUGGUGGUGCACACAGUGGCAUUGCUACUUGCAGCACUGCUCACUACUAGCAAAAGUAGUAACUAGGGGAGCAUGCCUAACUAGUUGUGGUGAAAAUUAUGGGAUGGAUUGUCAUGGCAACAGACCAGACGUCACAAUUUGGGCAUGUGUUCCAUUUUUGUCUUUCUUAUUUUCAGACUGGAGGACUUAGAUAGUGAAGAGUGGAAAAGGAAACAGAUUUUUUCCAACAAAAAGAAGGAAGCCAUCUUUCUUGAAAAUAAAUUGUAUUUACACAAGUAUCAUACAAUUAUUUUCCGGGAGGCACGAAGAGGUGAACAGUGGCAUUUUCAGGGUUAACUUUCAGAGAGGUUUUUUUUGUAUGCGAUAAAGAUGCCUGGGUCGUUAAGCAAUGAAGACGAGGGACAAGACGACAUGGAUUUUGAAGACGAGAUACCAGAUGAGGAUGAGGAGGGUGAACACAACACUGUCCCGCUCACACCUCUGGACAGCUUCUUCUCUGACAACGACUCCCUCAAACAACGGAAGAAGAAGAAACCUAAAAAGAUGAAGGAGGGCAAGAUGCCCAAAGUCAAGAAGAGGAAAAAGGAGGGAGGAGGAGGUGGCGGAAUAGGAGUUGGUGGCAAUGACCCGGAGGAGCAGGCCUCAGAGCGGGAGGAUGACCAUCCACUGCAACGUCCAGAGAUUGGCUCAGAGAGCGAGAGCAGCACCUAUGCCCCCGCCCCCACCACAAAGAAGAAGAAGAAGAAACCAAAGGAGAAGAAGGAGAAGAAACCCAAACGGAAGAAGAGAGAAGAGGAGGAGGAGGAUGAUGACGACGAUGAUGAUGAUGAUGACGACGACGACGAUGAUGAUGAUGAAAAUAAUAAGGAGCCCAAGUCAUCCAGCCAGCUGAUGCAGGAGUGGGGUCUGGAAGAUGUGCAGUAUGGCUUCACAGAGGAGGACUAUACAACCCUCACCAACUACAAGGCUUUCAGCCAGUUCCUCAGGCCACUUAUUGCCAAGAAGAACCCUAAGAUCCCCAUGUCAAAGAUGAUGACAGUGUUAGGGUCCAAGUGGCGAGAGUUCAGCGCCAACAACCCCUUCAAAGGCACCUCCGCUACUGCUGUGGCUGCUGCUGUGGCUGCUGCUGUGGAAAUGGUCACUGUGGCCUCGCCCAUCUCUGUCAAAGAGGUGACCACCCUACCAAUCUCUCAGCCUGGGCCAAUCAGAAAAGCCAAAACCAAAGAUGGAAAGGGGCCUGGGGUAAGACGGAAGACAAAGACUGUAAAGGAGAUGAAGAAGAAAAGUAAAGGGAAGAAGACCAAAUCAAAGAAGAAAGCCUCCUCGAGUGAAGAGGACUUUGGGCUGGAGGAGUCAGACUUUGAUGAUGUCAGCAUCCACAGUGCCUCAGUGCGCUCUGAUACCUCGGGGAAUGCCAAGAAGAAAGCCCGGAAGGGUCGGAAAAAAAGGAAAAGAGAGGAUGGGGACGGCUAUGAGACAGACCACCAGGACUACUGUGAGGUGUGCCAGCAGGGAGGGGAGAUCAUCCUGUGUGACACCUGUCCCAAAGCUUACCACCUGGUGUGUCUGGACCCCGAGCUGGAGAAGGCCCCCGAGGGCAAGUGGAGCUGCCCCCACUGUGAGAAGGAGGGCAUCCAGUGGGAGGCCAAAGAUGAUGAUGAUGAUGAGGAGGAGGUUGCGGUUGAGGAAGAGGAUGACCACCUGGAGUUCUGCAGAGUGUGUAAAGAUGGAGGGGAGUUGCUGUGCUGUGACACCUGCCCCUCCUCCUAUCAUAUCCACUGCCUCAACCCUCCCCUGCCUGAGAUACCCAAUGGGGAGUGGCUGUGCCCACGCUGCAUGUGCCCACCUCUGAAGGGGAAGGUACAGAGGAUUCUCCACUGGACUUGGGGGGAUCCCCCUUUACCCACUGAGGUGCCCCCGGGCCCUGAUGGAGAGAUGGUGGACCCGCUGGUCAAGCCUCCCCUGAAGGGCCACCCGGAGAGGGAACUGUUUGUCAAGUGGGCUGGUCUCUCCUACUGGCACUGCUCCUGGGUCAGCGAACUACAGUUAGAGCUGUACCAUGCGGUGAUGUACCGUAACUACCAGCGGAAGAACGACAUGGACGAGCCCCCUCCGUACGACUACGGCUCUGGGGAGGAGGAGCUGAACAACGAGAAGAGGAAGAGUAAAGACCUGCAGUAUGCUGCCAUGGAGGAGAGAUUCUACCGCUACGGCAUCAAGCCAGAGUGGAUGGUCAUCCACCGGAUCAUCAACCACAGUUAUGAUAAGGAUGGAGAUGUGCACUACAUGAUCAAGUGGAGAGACCUGCCCUAUGACCAGUGCACCUGGGAGGUGGAUGACUUUGAUGUCCCUGAGUAUCACCACAGCAAACACUCCUACUGGGACCACAGGGAGCAGAUGAUUGGUGAUGACCAGCGCCCCUUAGUGGUGAGAAAGGGAAAUAAGGGUAAAGAGGAAGAGAAGAGGAGGGAGAGAGAAAUCCCCCCCGAUGCCCCAAUUAUAGAUCCUACCAUCAAGUUUGAACAUCAACCCUGGUACAUCAAUGCCACUGGGGGCACCCUGCAUCCAUACCAGCUGGAGGGUCUGAACUGGUUAAGGUUCUCCUGGGCACAGGGCACAGACACUAUCCUGGCAGACGAGAUGGGCUUGGGCAAGACUGUCCAGACCAUCGUCUUCCUCUACUCACUCUACAAGGAGGGUCACUCCAAAGGGCCAUACCUGGUCAGUGCCCCCCUGUCCACCAUCAUCAACUGGGAGAGGGAGUUUGAGAUGUGGGCCCCAGACUUCUACGUGGUCACUUACACUGGGGACAAAGAUAGCCGAGCGGUCAUCAGGGAGAACGAGUUCACUUUUGAGGACAGUACAGUCAAGACAGGCCGCAAGGUCUUCCGUAUGAAGAAAGACAGUGCCAUCAAGUUCCAUGUGUUGUUGACAUCAUAUGAGCUGAUUACCAUUGAUCAGACCAUUCUGGGCUCCAUUAACUGGGCCUGUCUAGUGGUGGACGAGGCCCACAGACUGAAGAACAACCAGUCAAAGUUUUUCAGAAUCCUCAACGGUUAUAAGAUCUACUAUAAGCUGCUACUGACUGGCACUCCUCUGCAGAACAACCUGGAGGAGCUGUUUCACCUGCUCAACUUCCUCACCCCAGAGAGAUUUAAUAACCUGGAGGGCUUCCUGGAAGAGUUUGCAGACAUCUCCAAGGAGGACCAGAUCAAGAAGCUGCAUGACCUGCUGGGCCCACACAUGCUCAGGAGACUGAAGGCUGAUGUCUUCAAGAACAUGCCUUCCAAGACAGAGCUCAUUGUACGAGUGGAGCUCAGCCCCAUGCAGAAGAAGUACUACAAGUUCAUCCUGACGCGGAACUUUGAGGCGCUCAACUCCAAGAGCGGGGGCAACCAGGUGUCCCUUCUCAACAUCAUGAUGGACCUGAAGAAGUGUUGCAACCACCCCUACCUGUUCCCAGUGGCAGCCAUGGAGGCGCCAGUGUUACCCAAUGGCUCUUAUGAUGGGAACCAGCUGGUCAAGUCCUCAGGCAAACUCACCCUGCUUCAGAAGAUGCUGAAGAAACUCAAAGAUGAAGGACACAGAGUUCUCAUCUUCUCGCAGAUGACUAAGAUGCUGGAUCUGCUUGAGGACUUUCUGGAAUACGAGGGAUACAAAUAUGAACGCAUCGAUGGAGGCAUCACAGGGGGGCUACGACAGGAGGCUAUCGACCGCUUCAACGCACCGGGCGCACAGCAGUUCUGCUUCCUGCUCUCCACCCGAGCUGGAGGCCUGGGCAUCAACCUAGCCACGGCAGACACCGUCAUCAUCUACGACUCAGACUGGAACCCUCACAACGAUAUCCAGGCAUUCAGCAGGGCCCACCGUAUAGGUCAGAACAAGAAGGUGAUGAUCUAUCGUUUUGUGACACGGGCCAGCGUGGAGGAGCGUAUAACCCAGGUGGCCAAGAGGAAGAUGAUGUUGACCCACCUUGUGGUGAGGCCCGGCCUGGGCUCCAAAACCGGCUCCAUGUCCAAACAGGAGCUGGACGACAUCCUCAAGUUUGGCACUGAGGAGCUCUUCAAGGAUGAGAUGGAGGCGGCCGCUCGGGCCAUGGGUUCCCACCAGAAACUGUGGGACAUAAAGGAUGGAGAUGAGGGCAGUGUCAUUCACUAUGAUGACAAUGCCAUCUCCAAGCUGCUGGACCGUAGCCAGAAUGCCACGGAGGACACUGAGAUCCAGAACAUGAACGAAUACCUCAGCUCCUUCAAGGUGGCCCAGUAUGUGGUCAAAGACGAGGACGCGGAGGAGGAGCCCCAGCGGGAGAUCAUUAAGCAGGAGGAGAAUGUGGAUCCAGACUACUGGGAGAAGCUGCUGAGGCACCACUAUGAGCAGCAGCAGGAGGACCUGGCCCGUAACCUGGGCAAAGGCAAACGCAUCCGCAAGCAGGUCAACUACAACGACACGUCUCAGGAGGACCAAGAGUGGCAGGAUGAUCUUUCAGACAAUCAUUCCGAGUACUCCGUGGGGUCCGAGGACGAGGACGAAGAUUUCGAGGAGAGGCCGGAAGGUGGGCGCAGGCACUCUCGCAGACAGCUGAAGAGUGACAGGGACAAACCUCUGCCACCCCUGCUGGCACGCGUAGGGGGCAACAUCGAGGUGCUGGGGUUCAACACCCGUCAGCGGAAGGCCUUCCUCAAUGCUAUCAUGCGCUGGGGCAUGCCUCCUCAGGACGCCUUCAACUCUCACUGGCUGGUCAGAGACCUGAGAGGGAAGAGUGAGAAAGAGUUCAGGGCCUAUGUGUCCCUGUUCAUGAGACAUCUUUGUGAGCCGGGGGCAGACGGAGCCGAGACCUUUGCAGACGGUGUCCCACGAGAGGGGCUGUCCCGCCAACAUGUCCUCACCAGGAUCGGAGUUAUGUCUCUGGUCAGGAAAAAGGUCCAGGAGUUUGAGCAUGUCAAUGGAAAGUACAGCACUCCAGACCUGAUCCCACUUGGACUAGAGUUGAAGAAACUGACUGAGAGUCUGUCCUCUGACCCCAACACCCCUGUCCCUGCCAGCCCUGCUGCCACACCCCAGCCUCCUGGCACUCCUGUCCCACCAGAGAAGAUGGACUCAACCUCAGGGCCUACUGAAGACAAGGAGACCACAGAAUUAGAGUACAAGAAGCUACCAGAACUGGAGUCUCUCCAGACUAAUCUAAGUACAGAGUCAUCUUCCCAGGUAGGGAAGACAGACAAGGCUGCUGACAGGGAUGAGACAGUGAAGUGCAGCACAGAGGACAAACCAGUCUCCUCAGAGGAGAGUAGUGAAAGGACAGACACACCCUGCACACUUCCAGAGCCAUUCACCAAUCCUAAAGAGCCUCCAUCCAAACAGACAGAGCUGUCGUCCAAUCAAAGCUCACCAAAAGCGGAGCCUUGUAGAGAGACAGAGAAGUCUUUAGAUAAAGGAGACAGUGAUCCUGCCCCAGCCAAAACUGAGGAAAAGGAACUGAAGCCAGUUUUUUCAGACGAGCCCAAGAGCGAGGACAUGCCAGUGCCCGAGGGCAGGCUUAAUGGUGAGAAAGAAGCACAGGAGGAGACGGAGGACAUCAGGAGGGAGGUGGAGAAGAACGGCUUCAAAAUGAGGUUCAUGUUCAACAUCGCCGACGGAGGCUUCACAGAGCUACACACCCUGUGGCAGAACGAGGAGCGGGCCGCUGUGUCCUCUGGGAAGAUGUAUGACAUCUGGCACCGUCGCCAUGACUACUGGUUGCUGGCUGGCAUCGUAACACAUGGCUAUGCCCGCUGGCAGGACAUUCAGAACGACCCACGUUAUGCCAUCCUCAAUGAGCCCUUCAAGACUGAGAUGCACAAGGGGAACUACCUGGAGAUGAAGAACAAGUUCCUGGCUCGCCGCUUUAAGCUGUUGGAGCAGGCUCUGGUGAUAGAGGAGCAGUUAAGAAGGGCAGCAUACCUGAAUAUGACCCAGGACCCCAACCACCCGGCUAUGGCCCUGAAUACCCGCUUUGCUGAGGUGGAGUGUCUGGCUGAGUCCCACCAGCACCUGUCCAAGGAGUCUCUGGCCGGGAACAAGCCAGCCAACGCUGUGCUGCACAAAGGUCUGUCAUCUCCCAGUGUGUACACAGCAGCAGGACUAAAACACUGUCUACAAACUCAAGAUCUGGUACUGAACCAGCUGGAGGAGCUGCUGAGUGAUAUGAAGGCAGAUGUGACGCGGCUUCCCAACAUGUUGUCCCGGAUCCCCCCGGUGUCUGCCCGUCUGCAGAUGUCUGAGAGGAGCAUCCUCAGCCGCCUCACCAGCCGUGGCAACGAACCUCCACCCCAACAGCCGUUCGGCCAGAGCUCAUUUGCCUGUUCCCAGAUGUACAGCACUGGUUUUGGGGGCAGCUUCCGGGGGCCUGCGGGAGGAGCCAUGGUCAACUACAGCCAGAUGCCCCUGGGACCCUACGUCAGUGUGUCCAACGGCCCCCCACCCCCGUCCAGCCACCUGGACAAGAAGUCCUGCGACCCGCUGAGGGACGUCACCACCCCUGACCUCAAGUCAGGCAAGCCCAGUGAUGUCAUCUGUAUUGAAGAUUAGAUCAGCUAUCCCAAAAUUGAUCUGGAGUCAGCCAAGCCCAGGGAUGUCAACUAUUAUAUAAAUGAUUACAGAAUCUUCGCCCCCCCCCCUUCCUCAUCCUCCCCUCCUGUAAGAAGCUCUCGGUCUAUGGAUCAGAGGAUAAACCUAGGAAUAAUACACAGAUGUAUUUAUCUAUCGUAUGAAUUGCACUUCUAUCUUUCGAGGAUUCUUCAACAUACUUCAUGCAGUAGCUAUUUGCUUUUAUGACUUAGGUUGGUGAGUCAAGCAGAGGAACUGUCUAUUAGGAUGUGAGAGUCAAACGACCUCAGACGCCCGGCUUCUGCUAACUGACACGUGGAAGGGAAGUGAUCUUAUAGAAUGACUGGAACCGCCCUGUCUGAAGGGGAAAGUAUUGGCUACAGGAAGAGCUGCAAAAAGUGAAAGUACACAUGGUGGAUGAGCCGGUGGAGGUGCCAAUGCUCCGGAGCUGCUGUAAUGAGAAUCAUCUGUGUCUAUUCAUUGACUUUAGGCCUGGCUCUGCUCCUUCAUUCUGGGUCUUUUCCUUCUGCGUUCAUCUUUUGCCUAUUCUUUGUGCAUCGGGACCGACCUCUGCUGGAGCAGUGUGCUUUAGCUACGUACACAUAGAAGGAAAAUAGAACUAUGAAGGCAUAAGGCUCCCAUCCUAGAAUUAUAGAGAUCAUAAGUGGGUGCUGAUACGGCAGCCAAAUCUCUCAUUAUGUUUACUACGUGUUUGUUUUUAUAGUUUUAUGGCAGAGCCUGGAGUUGGAACUUGUAAGAAUAAGCGUGACUUUAAGGAAGUACAGCUACACUAUGCCUCAACCCCUAAAGACUGCCAGUUCCCGCCUCUGGAGAAAGGGAUCCUAGUUACAGAGCUGCAUUAGCUAUUAAUAUACUAAGGGGUUCUCCCUUGUAAUGUACAUAGUUCAAGAGACUGCUGUUUAUUUUGCCUUGCAUUGUCAUUGUGAAUUUGACACAUACAUGCAUAAAACUGUAACAGGCUGGAUUAGUGCAAAAAGUGAAGAUCACAUAGAAGUUACUAGCCUAUUUCUGCAAAUGUACAUGCAAAUAUGUAUUUCUUUAAUAUUUGAAUGUGAUUAUUGGCCAACCUCCGGGGCCAUGACUAGUGUGUGUUAUGAACAGAAUUUCCUCCUGUCUGUCAUAUGGUUGGGAUGUCAAGCUAACUGUGUACUGGACAUGGUGCUGGAUGGGAGUAAUUCUGUUGCCUUUAACACAUACAAGUUAUUGUGUUAUAGUUCCCCAAGCUCCUCCUUCCAUUGUGAGAAAUUAAAAACUAAAAAGUGCUUAUGACACUACGUCACCUUUUGGCCUAGGUUUCAUGCUUUCCAUGAAAUGUGCGUUAUUGUGUGUGCUUCUUUUUAAGGUAAAGUGUUAUUUCAGAAUGUACUGCUUUAGUGCCACUUAAAGAGGUCUGCUCACUCCAUGGCCCUGAUGACUAAUGUCCCAGAUUGUAUGCUUGAUAAUCUUAUAAAUGAGUGGAAUUAUUUCCAUUGAAAACUGAGGGCAGUGGUUGAAUAAGAUAGCUAAUUCAAUCAUCAAUAGAUUAUAAUCUUCAUAGAGUUUUUGAUAGCCAUCAAUGACCAAGGUUGGAUAGCCAUACAGUAAAAGUAUCAAAAGCUGUUUUUGUUUUCUUGUUUUUUGAUGUUUUGUUUUGUAUGUUUAUUGCAUUACGUGUUGUGAGGACUAAACCGUAUCAGAGCGACAGCAUGGAUUCACUUGACAAUACUUUUUAUUCCAUCUGUCUGCUAAUGUGAUUGUCCAAAGUGAAACUACCUUUUUAUAUGUUCAAUGAGACUUAAUUUGUUGAGAUUUUUCAUGAAUGUGUGUAUUACAUUUACUCAUUGAAAACCUUAAAGGCCCCAGUGCAGUCAAAAACGUGAAUAACCUGUGUUUUAUAUAUAUUUCCACACUAUGAGGUUGGAAUAAUACUGUGAAAAUUAUGAUAAUGCCCUUUUAGUGUAAGAGCUGUUUGAAAAGACUGCCUGAAAUUUCAACCUAUUUUCAUGGGAUGGAGUUUUGGCUUGCCUGGUGACAACACCAGGCGGUAAAUUAGUUAACAGACCAAUUAGAAAGAGAGCACCAAACCUCUCAAUAACAGCUAGUUUUCAGUUUACCCUCCCCACUCAAGAUCACUCCCAGAUAGUCCUGGAAAAAUUCUUACUUGAGAUAUUGCUCUUUGCUAAACAUUUUUUAAAAAGCAGCUAUUUUUGUUUUAUUUUUAUCGUUUUAAUCGAAAACAAUCACAGUAAGGCACUUAAUUGUUACCCGGAAAUGAUUUUAUAUUGAGAUAAGAACGUCUGCAUUGGACCUUUUAAAUGCGAUGUUUGCUCUUAUUUUUCUCUCAAAGACUAGAGGCAAUACACUACCGUUCAAAAGUUUGGGCUCACUUAGAAAUGUCCUUGUUUUUAAAAGAAAAGCACAUUUUUUGUCCAUUUAAAAUAACAUCAAAUUGAUCAGAAAUACAGUGUAGACAUUGUUAAUGUUGUAAAUGACUAUUGUAGCUGGAAAUGGCAGAUUUUCUUUAUGGAAUAUCUACAUAAGCAUACAGAGACCAAUUAUCAGCAACCAUCACUCCUGUGUCGCAAUAGCACGUUGUGUUAGCUAAUCCAAGUUUAUCAUUUUAAAAGGCUAAUAGAUCAUUAGAACCCCCUUUUGCAAUUAUGCUAGCACAGCUGAAAACUGUAGUCCUGUUUAAAGAAGUAAUAAAACUGGCCUUCUUUAGACUAGUUGAGUAUCUGGAGCAUCAGCAUUUGUGGGUUUGAUUACAGGCUCAAAAUGGCUAGAAACAAAGUACUUUCUUCUGAAACUCGUCAGUCUAUUCUUGUUCUGGGAAAUGAAGGCUAUUCCAUGCAAGAAUUUGUCAAGAAACUGAAGAUCUCGUAUAACGCUGUACUACUCCCUUCACAGAACAGUGCAAACUGGAUCUAACCAGAAAAGAAAGAGGAGUGGGAGGCCCCGGUGCACAACUGAACAAGAGGACAAGUACAUUAGAGUGUAGCGGAACCCCUCCGCAAUAGCCAGUGAAAAGUGCAUGGCGCCAAAUUCAAAACAACAAAAAUCUCAUAAUUUAAAUUCCUCAAGCAUACAAGUAUUUUACACCAUUUUAAAGAUACAAUUCUCGUUAAUCCAGCCACCGUGUCUGAUUUCCAAAAGGAUUUACAGUGAAAGUACCACAAACGAUUAUGUUAGGUCACCACCCAGCCACAGAAAAACACAGCCAUUUUUCCAGCCAUAGAGAGGAGUCACAAAAAGCAGAAAUAGAGAUAAAAUGUAUCACUAACCUUUGAUAAUCUUCAUCAGAUGACACUCAUAGGACUUCAUGUUACACAAUACAUGUAUGUUUUGUUUGAUAAAGUUCAUAUUUAUAUUUAAAAAAUCUGAGUUUACAUUGGCGCGUUACGUUUAGUAGUUCUAAAACAUGCGGUGAUUGUGCAGAGAGCCACAUCAAAUGACAGAAAUACUCAUAAUAAACAUUGAUAAAUUAUACAUGGAACUUUAGAUAAACUUCUCCUUAAUGCAACCGCUGUGUCAGAUAAAAAAUUUAAAAAACUUUACGGAGGAAGCAAACCAUGCAAUAAUCUGAGUACAGCCUUUAGACAACAAAGCAGCCAAAAGAUACCCACCAUAUUGGGUAGUCAACAUUACUCAGAAAAGCAUUUUAAAUAUUCACUUACCUUUGAUGAUCUUCAUCAGAAUGCACUCACAGGAAUCCAAGUUCCACCAUAAAUGUUUAAUUUGUUCGAUAAUGUCCACCAGUUAUGUCCAAAUAUCUUCUUUUGUUAGGGCGUUUGGUAAACAAAUCCAAAAGUGCGUUCAGUUCGCGCCGAACGAAAAGUUCAAAAAGUUCUGUUACAGCCCGUAGAAACAUGCCAAACUAAGUAUGGAAUUAAUCUUUAGGAUGUUUUUAACAUAAAACUUCAUUAAUGUUCCAACCGGACAAUUCCUUUGUCUGUAAAAAUGAAGUGGAACAUUUCACGUGAGCGCGCCUGACCGAGGCUGUAGCACUCUGCCAGACCACUCACUCAAAGAACUCUUAUGAGCCCCUCCUUUAGAGUAUAAUCUUCAAAACAGGUUCUAAAUACUGUUGACAUCUAGUGGAAGCCGUGGGAAGUGAAACAUAACUAAUAUCCCACUGUAUCUUCAGUGGGAAGUGGGAAAUCUGAGUUGAAAAACUACAAACCUCAGAUUUCCCACUUCCUGGUUGGAUUUUUUUUCUCAGGUUUUUGCCUGCCAUAUGAGUUCUGUUAUACUCACAGACAUCAUUCAAACAGUUUUAGAAACGUCAGAGUGUUUUCUAUCCAAAUGUAUUAAUUAUAUUCAUAUUCUAGCUUUUACGUCUGAGUAGCAGGCAGCUUAAUUUGGGCACGUUUUUCAUCCAAGCUACCCAAUACUGCCCCCUACCCCAAAUAAGUUAAUUUCUCAGAACAAGAAUAGACUGAUGAGUUUCAGAAGAAAGUUCUUUGUUUCUAGCCAUUUUGAGCAUGUAAUCGAACCCACAAAUGCUGAUACUCAACUAGUCUAAAGGCCAGUUUUAUUGCUUCAGUAAUUCAGGACAACAGUUUUCAGCUAUGCUAACAUAAUUGCAAAAGGGGUUUCUAGUGAUCUAUUAGCCUUUUAAAAUUAUAAACUUGGAUUAGCUAAGACAACAUGCCAUUGGAACAUAGGAGUGAUGGUUGCUGAUAAUGGGUCUCUGUACGCCUAUGUAGAUAUUCCAUAAAAAAUCUGCCGUUUCCAGCUACAAUAGUCAUUUACAUCAUUAACCAUGUCUACACUGUAUUUCUGAUCAAUUUGAUGUUAUUUUAAUGGACAAAAAAUUUGCUUUUCUUUUAAAAACAAGGACAUUUCUAAGUGACCCCAAACUUUUGAACGGUAGUGUACCUAUUUGUAUUAUUUUGAAUGACACGGCUAUAGCCCUCAUGUGGAGGUCUUGAGAAAGGAAUUGUAAAUGGACUGUCCUGAACUGAAGAGAUUACUGUAUACAGGGUGUGAUUGUAGCUCUGCUCUAUAGGCUUUUUAUAUGAAUGUUCUGAGGUGCUCUGUUGGCUGAAAAGUGUUACUGCACAGUGUCUGCCCGUGUCUGACUGUCUUCUCAGACAAAGCACUUUACCUGAAGUUUAACUGAGUGCAGUAUCACACGGCCUUGACUGACCUCAUUCAAUUACAAACACAACAAUAGAUACUGGCCAGUUGAAAUAGGAAUAACAAAUAGGGCACAUGUCAGUUCUUAGGCUACUAUUUUGCCCCCAAUUUAGUGCGUGUUUAUCAGUGCUGUUCUGUCCAUGGAGUGUACAGUCCCAGUGUUUCUGUUCAGCCUGUUACUCCAUUUGUAAGUCAUGUGAGGGUCACUGUGUGGACUAGGUAUAGUGUAGGUUUGGACAAGACCCACACACCUUGUCAUUGAUUGAAAUAGUGUUACUGGAUAGCAGCAUAUAACAACGCUAUGUAAAUACUAAGAUUUACAGUGCUUUGUCUCUCUCAUACUCUUAUCGAUCAUGUACCUAACUACACAGUAUGCAUGAGAGAAACUGAAUGUUGCAGGGUAGUUGCCAUAGAACUGCAAUGUGCGCACAGGAUGUGUUCAAUCAAAUCCACAUGUCUGUUUCCUUACGGAGUGCUGAAGUGACUAUGAAAUGCAAUCAAACUGAAGUCAGUAUGAAUGUAAUGUGUUUGUAAGAAGGCCUCAGUCUAAUUCUAUAAAUAUAUUUACAGUGUAUGUACAUGCUUAUAAACAAGGCUUCAAAAGCUACCAAAUGACCCUGGUUAAGGCACCUUUGUUGCAGUGAAUGUACAGCAUGUGAAAUGUUUUGUAUGAAGGUUCACUUUGGUAAAGUUGGUAAAGUUCAGAGAUGGUUGCUCUGUGUAGCUAGCUUUGAGAGAGACAUUGAAUUCAAGCAGUGUUAUAAUGGUACAGAUGUUUGUGCUAAAUUGCAAAUGAAUGAAAAAAGUGAAUUGUCAUCUUUUACUUUGUACUCUGUGUAUUUGUUCAAUGUGUUUUAAUAAAUCCCCUCAACAACAAUAGACAUAC